Messenger RNA from Cyanistes caeruleus (blue tit), 612 nucleotides. RefSeq names its product tetraspanin-18-like. NCBI's taxonomy places the organism in Eukaryota, Metazoa, Chordata, Aves, Passeriformes, Paridae. The record is from RefSeq and is a predicted model, not a curated record. Gene Ontology annotation, cellular component: plasma membrane.
AUGGGUGUCUUGAGCUGCAUGAAGUACCUGAUGUUCGUCUUCAACGUGCUGGUGUUUGCUGGGGGGACAUGCCUGACAGGCAUGGGAGUGUGGGUGGCCACAGACCCGGCUGGUUUCCAGGACAUCGUGGCUGCCAGGUCCGUGCUGAGCGCAGGUGCAUGGCUGCUGCUGGCUGUGGGCAUUGCCCUGUCCCUGCUGGGCUUCCUGGGCUGCUGCGGGGCCCUGCGCCGGAGCCGCCCGCUCCUGCUGCUGUUCUUCAUCCUUGUCAGCUUCGUCUUCCUCGCACAGCUUGUUGGGGCCAUUCUCUUCCUGGUGCACUGGAAACAGGUGCAGCCCGAGCACUUCCUGUCUGAGCUACAGAAGAACUACGGUGGGGAUGAGAGCGCUGAGGUCUUCUCCACAGCCUGGAACACCCUCAUGGUCACGUUCUCGUGUUGUGGUGUUUUAGGACCCAAAGACUUUGGGAAUGGCUCCCGCUUCCAGGAGCUGCACCCAGGGAUGCCAUGGCCACAGGCGUGCUGUGCCCGGGAUGGGUUUCUGCUGGCAGGAGAGCUCCUAGGCUGGGAGCAGUGCCAGGACAGAAGCCCUGGCUACAUCCAUGAGCAGGUAUGA